GCGGGCAGCUGUUUCCGGUUCCGCCGUCACUCAGCUGAUCCUCUGCUGUUUGUAAACACAGUGGUCCUCCCUGUGUCGUUCGCGGGUCUGUGGGUCCGCGGGUUCGAGCUCGAAGUGUUUUCCUGCCUCCUCCUCGUCCACGAUGAUGGAAGGUCGCGAGGAUAGUGACGUCAUAGAGCAGCAGGUGGAGGACAACACGGAGAAAAGCUCGCGCAGCCUCGCAGGAUCCUCCCCCUCCGUCAGUCCGGCAGGCGGGGGGCGGGGCCCCUGUAGCUCCUCCCACAGACUGUUGAACUACAGUGACGCGCUCCUCUCUAUCAUCGCGACGGUCAUGAUUUUACCUGUGGCUCACACAAAGAUGGAGGAUGACGAGCAGUUACGACAAAGUUUUCAGCUUCUGUUAACAACAAAAAUCGCAGUUUAUUUAAUGACGUUUCUCAUCGUGACUGUGGCCUGGGCCGCCCACAUCAGGUUGUUUCAGGUCAUCGUUCACAUCGACGAUUGUCUCGCUUUACUCAACCUCGCUUGUAUGAUGAUCAUCACCUUCCUGCCAUAUACAUUUUCUUUAAUGGCCUCUUUCCCUGACAACGGUGUGGGGCUCCUCCUCUUCUGUGGUUCAGUGAUGAUCAUUGGACUCAUUCAGUCAGGGAUCGUGUUGUACGCCUUCAGUCGUCCGGUUCUGCUCAGCGAUCAAAUCCAGAUGUCGGAGAAUCGAAGCUUCUACAAACAUCACAUCCUUAAAGUCAUCAUGAGAGUUCCCAUCAUGUGCUUCUUCGCCAGCGUCAUCUCCUUCGUCUUCUUCCAGCUGUCGUACGCGUUGUUGGCCGUCGUCGUCUUCUUGCCGUACAUCUCUCAGGGAGUGAAGUGGUGUCGCAGCAAAGCCAUCGGUCACGUGGACGAGUCUCCGGACACCAUGUUGUUCUCCCGCUUCCUGCCCAGUGAAGCUCUGAGUAAAGAGCGCGUGGAGGCGUUCAGCGACGGCGUUUACGCCAUCGUGGCGACGCUGCUCAUCCUCGACAUCUGUGAGGACAACGUUCCAGACCCGACGACGGUGAAGAAGACGUUUGGCGGGAGUCUUGUCGCCGCCCUGCAGGUCUACGGUCCACAAUAUCUCGCCUACUUCGGUUCCUUCGCCACCGUUGGCCUCCUGUGGUUCGUCCACCACUCGCUCUUCCUCCAUGUCACCAGGACGACGCGUCUCAUGGGUUUGAUGAACACGUUCUCGCUGGCGUUUGUUGGAGGUUUGCCGUUAGCCUACCAGCUAACUCACGAGUUCCCGCGUAACUCGCGUAACGAACUGGAAGCCGUUCAGAUCAGCUGCGUGAUCGUGUUCUUCGCUGGGAUUUUUCAGCUCAGCAUCUUCGUGGUGGCUCUGUUCAGUCAGCAGGAGACGCUUCAUCCUCACGUGAGACACGGCGGCCGCGAGCACGUCUUCAUGCUCGCUAAGUUAGCGCUGUAUCCGUGCGUUGCUUUGACGACGUUUGUCCUCACAUGUUUUCUCACGAAAUUCAGCGCCUCCAUCUUCCACCUCAUGGAGGUCACGGUUCCUCUGGCCUUCCUCGUCCUGAGGCUGUCGGUGCGUCUCGGACUCGCCGCCCUACGUCACGUCUUCUGUCCCGAGGCACUCGGCCCACAGUCUGUCCUCGAGGACGCGGUCGAGGACAACGUGCCGUUUAACACUUGUGAUUUAAUGUCAAAUCCUUAACGUCCACGUUGUCGUCACCUAGCAACAGUAAACCAGCUAAUGCUAGGCUAAUGCUACUUUUGAUUUGCAACAAUCAUCGCAUUUUACUUAAGCAACAAAGUUUCACACCUUUGACCUGAAGGGGGCGACACAGAGUCACUGUUUUCACCGUUAGCAACGUUCAGGAAGUAAAACGUUUGAUGAUGAACAGAGAGGAAGUGACAACACUACGAAAUAAAACAGGAAGAAGGACACAAUGAGGACAGUCUCCUCUCUGACCUUUGACCUCUGUCUGUGGUUGAGUUGACCCGUGGAGCACUUUGAACUUUAGACAUUUAUGUCAUUUAACUUUGCACUAUUUUCAAGAAUAUAAUGUUAGAUGAGUCACAGUUACUGUGUGUGUGUUAACUGGUAACUCAGUCCGUUAACUCUUAACUAAGUCUGUUAACUCUUAACUGAGUCUGUUAACUGGUAACUAAGUCUGUUAACUGGUAACUCAGUCCGUUAACUCUUAACUAAGUCUGUUAACUCUUAACUGAGUCUGUUAACUGGUAACUCAGUCUGUUAACUAGUAACUCAGUCUGUUAACUCUUAACUGAGUCUGUUAAUUGUUAACUAUGUCUGUUAACUGGUAACUAAGUAUGUUAAUUGUUAACUGGUAACUAAGUCUGUUAAUUGUUAACUAAGUCUGUUAACUGUUUCUGUUCAUAAUUGGAUGACAUUUGUUUUGAUGACAUCAUCAUUGACUGUAAUAAAAGUCAGAAUGUUCCUUUAACGUU
Solea solea (common sole) is the source of this 2463-nucleotide messenger RNA. It is a transcript of the gene tmem175, whose product is annotated as transmembrane protein 175. The record is from RefSeq and is a predicted model, not a curated record. The transcript has 10 exons. NCBI's taxonomy places the organism in Eukaryota, Metazoa, Chordata, Actinopteri, Pleuronectiformes, Soleidae. The coding region runs from base 143 to 1705 and encodes 520 amino acids. Gene Ontology annotation, cellular component: endosome; lysosome. Gene Ontology annotation, molecular function: potassium ion leak channel activity; proton channel activity.